AUGGGAGCAAAUGGGAGCAAAAAGGCAGUUUGGUUUGCAACAGCAAGAAUUGCAUUGAAGUCAAGUGAUCGUGCAGCAGCAAACAGAGACACCAAGUCUAUCGUCCAGAUUUCACGCUCCAACAUUUAUCGCUUUGGUGACUUCGCAGCGCCGGUCUUUCGUGAUGUUGAAUGGACUAGUGAUGAGGACACUCCUAGGUCACCUACGCAUAACUCCUCCGCCCUUACCUGGAGGACUAUUUCCCUCCACGCGACCCACACAACUGUGUGGCUUUUGUAUCAUUUGCGCAUCGGCCGCGCGCAGCAGGUGGUGCCUUCUACGACUACACUUCUCGAUACGGCGCAGUCAGAGAAGAAGACCGUAUCACCCUUUGAGAAUCCGAAAGGUGGAAAGGUGAAGACUCCCGUUGAAAUUGCACAGGACGAAGUGAAGAAGGGCAUCUUUGAGGACCUAACUUCGAGACUAGGUCUUUCCUCCCUGUUAGAUUUACCUUUGAUAGCUUUAUCAAAUGGCCAGACGCGUCGAGCACGCAUUGUGAAGGCUAUUUUGUCUGAACCAGAGCUCCUCGUACUCGACGAACCUUUAACCGGCCUUGAUGUUAAUACUCGUCCAAUCUUGCUGAAUGUCCUUCGGUCGCUGCACGAGUCUCGCAGUCCACGCACCAUCAUGGGUCUCUGGAUCCAGGAUCCUGUUUCUGACUGGAUUUCGCACAUCGCUCUAGUGACGGGCGAAACUAUCCUGACAGGUGUCAAAGAUGACAUCGUGUCCAAGUAA
Suillus fuscotomentosus is the source of this 774-nucleotide messenger RNA. RefSeq lists its product as uncharacterized. Gene Ontology annotation, cellular component: mitochondrion. NCBI's taxonomy places the organism in Eukaryota, Fungi, Basidiomycota, Agaricomycetes, Boletales, Suillaceae. The record is from RefSeq and is a predicted model, not a curated record. Bases 1 to 774 code for a protein of 257 amino acids. The transcript is spliced from 5 exons. Gene Ontology annotation, molecular function: ATP binding; ATP hydrolysis activity.